Epithele typhae is the source of this 336-nucleotide messenger RNA. RefSeq lists its product as uncharacterized. The annotation marks the transcript as partial. The record is from RefSeq and is a predicted model, not a curated record. NCBI's taxonomy places the organism in Eukaryota, Fungi, Basidiomycota, Agaricomycetes, Polyporales, Epitheliaceae. The transcript has a single exon.
CUACCCCCCAUCCACACCAUUCCUGCCGAGAUCCUCGCUGUUAUCUUCCAAGACACUGCAAUAUGGCCACCAAGAAUUGAAGAAGACUAUCUUAUCGGCUACCCGCGCAUGGUCAAUCGCCUACAACUGUGCGCGGUGUGCCGCCGAUGGCGCACUGUCGCACUCAGUACGGCGUCGCUGUGGUCAACCAUCGACUGGAGCUGCCAAAACAGUGCUGUGAAAGAAUUGUUCUUGCAUCGUUCUCAAAGCGCGCCACUUUGCAUCCAUUAUCGCUUCGAUGACGAAGGCCACAUUGACCCCUCGGCGUCGGAACACGCUCAACGCAUUCGCCAUCUG